Messenger RNA from Cucurbita maxima (winter squash), 2445 nucleotides. RefSeq names its product pentatricopeptide repeat-containing protein At4g35130, chloroplastic-like. The transcript has a single exon. The record is from RefSeq and is a predicted model, not a curated record. Gene Ontology annotation, biological process: RNA modification. Lineage: Eukaryota; Viridiplantae; Streptophyta; Magnoliopsida; Cucurbitales; Cucurbitaceae. The coding region runs from base 398 to 2251 and encodes 617 amino acids. Gene Ontology annotation, molecular function: RNA binding; protein binding.
CUGCAGUUUUUUAUGCAAAGAAAUCAAAGAUAGGCGUCUCUAUUCUCUGGUUUUGCUCUGUUCUCGUCAUUUUUCAUCACACGCCAUUCCCUUCCAUUUCCAUGGCCUCCCACGCUUUCUCUUCUCCUCCAAUUCUCUCAAACUCCCUUCGUUACUCUCUCCCCAUUACCUGAAAACCUUUCACUUCUCUCCACAACCCUUUCUUAUACAAACCCCUUCUCUUCUCUUACAAUCAUGCCAGGAUCUACGUCUUCUGAAGCAAAUCCAUGCCUAUUUCAUUCUCUCAUCUGGGUUCGACACGGUUUUCAUUGCCUCCAAGCUCAUUCGUUUGUACGCCAAGUUCAACGACCUUCCCAGUGCAGUCUCUGUUCUCAACGCCUUCCCGCACACCGAACCCAUGCUUUGGAAUUCCAUCAUCAAGUCCCAAUUUGACUCAGGUUUGUUCCAAUCUGCCAUUAUGUUGUAUAAAAACAUGAGGGAGGUGGGAGUUGAGCAUGAUGGGUUCACGUUUCCGAUUCUUAACCAUGUCGUUAUGUCGAUUUGCGUUGAUGUAGUCUAUGCGGGAAUGGUUCAUUGUGUUGGAAUUCGAAUGGGGUUUGGUUCUGAUUUGUAUUUCUGUAAUACCAUGAUGGAGGUUUAUGCGAAAUGUGAGUGUUUGGGUCAUGCACGCAAAGUGUUUGAUGAAAUGCCUAAUAGAGACUUGGUCUCUUGGACGUCCAUGAUUUCUGCAUAUGUUAAUAGCGGUGUUAUUGUUUGUGCUUUGAAUCUUUUUGAGGGAAUGAGGAGGGUGUUGGAGCCGAAUUCGGUGACCAUGAUGGCAAUGCUGCAAGCUUGUUGUGUUACUGAGGAUUUGGUUCUGGGAAGGCUGAUUCAAUGUCUUGUGGUUAAGAAUGGUUUAUUGUUUGAUGUAGGUCUGCAGAAUUGGUUCUUACGAAUGUAUAGUCGACUAGGUGGGGAAGAUGAAUUUGUACGUGUUUUCUCUGAAAUUGAUUGCAAGAAUGUUGUUUCUUGGAAUAUUUUGAUAUCUUUUUACUUCUCCGUGGGAGAUAUUGUGAAAGCUGUUGAUAUCUUCAAACAAAUCAUGAGUGGUGAAGUUCCACUCAUCAUUGACACAUUAACCAUACUUAUAUCAGCAACAAAGACAUCUGAAUCCAUGUGUCUGAUCCUAGGUGAAAAUCUGCACUCUCUGGCAAUUAAAACUGGUCUCUAUGAUAGCAUUCUGCGGACUUCAUUGUUGGAUAUGUAUGCCAAGAUUGGGGAGUUGGACAAUUCAACUAGGCUGUUUAACGAAAUUCCUAAUAGGAGCAUCAUUACUUGGGGGGCCAUGAUGUCUAGUUUUAUUCAAAAUGGACACUUUGAUGAGGCAGUAGACAUCUUCAGCCAAAUGCAAGCUGCUGGCUUGAAACCCAGCCUUGGAAUUUUGAAACACUUAAUUGAUGCUUACGCCCAUUUGGGUGCUCUGCAGCUGGGAAGAGGCAUACAUUGUUACCUCAUCCGAAUCCAUGGAUUGGAGAUUUGUAAUACCCACUUAGAAACGUCUCUUAUGAACAUGUAUGUAAGAUGUGGAAGCAUUGCUUCUGCUAGAAAAUGUUUUGAUUUGAUCAUAGUUAAAGAUGUUGUGGCGUGGACGUCCAUGAUUGAGGGAUAUGGCGCUCACGGACAAGGUAUCAAUGCCCUCAAUCUAUAUCACCAUAUGAUGAGUGAAGAAGUGGCCCCAAACAGUGUCACGUUCUUGAGUCUGCUAUCUGCUUGUAGCCACUCUGGCCUUGUAAGUGAGGGCUGUGAAAUCUUUUAUUCAAUGAGGUCAAGGUUCAAUAUUAAGCCUGAUUUAGAGCAUUACACUUGUUUUGUUGAUCUUUUGAGUAGAUCAACAAGAGUAAGAGAGGCCUUUGCUAUUAUAUUGAGAAUGACAAAUCUCUGUGAUGGUAGGAUUUGGGGUGCUCUUAUGGGUGCCUGCCGGGUGUAUGGAGACAAUAAAAUCGCUAUCUAUGCUGCACACAGGCUUCUUGAAUUAGAACCUGAUAAUGUAGGCUAUUAUACUCUGUUGAGCAAUACACAGGCUAGUGUUGGGCAGUGGCAUGAAGUUGAAAAACUACGUAGUGUUGUGUAUGAGAAGAAUCUUGUCAAGAAACCAGGUUGGAGCUUCAUUGAGUUAAAUGGAACCAUUCAUGGGUUUGUUUCAGGAGAUAGAUCACACUGCAAGACCGAUCAGAUUUAUGAUCUAUUGGUAUAUCUUAAUAGGAUAGAAUAGGGAAAGGGGCUGUGUGAGGUUCCACAUUGGUUGAGGAUGCUAGUGGUGACCUUGGGCUGUUAUAAAUGGUAUUCGAGUCAGACACUAGGCAAUGUGCAAGCGAGGAGGCUGAGUCUCGAAUGGAGGUGUACACGAGGCGGUGUGUCAGCAAGGAUGCUAAGCCCCGAAUGGGAGUGGAUUGUGAGAUCUCACAU